This is a messenger RNA of Formica exsecta, 1326 nucleotides long. RefSeq lists its product as uncharacterized. The record is from RefSeq and is a predicted model, not a curated record. Gene Ontology annotation, biological process: regulation of transcription by RNA polymerase II. Lineage: Eukaryota; Metazoa; Arthropoda; Insecta; Hymenoptera; Formicidae. Gene Ontology annotation, cellular component: nucleus; transcription regulator complex. The annotation marks the transcript as partial. The transcript is spliced from 3 exons.
GGCCGUAACUGUUAAUUUAUGCCGGAACCGUUAAAGUUUAACACUAGGAUUACAAUGCUUUUGUUCAUAAUGGCUUCCCGGAUGCUGUUGAUUUAUGCCGGAACUGUAAGUGCCGGUCUACAAUAGGUGAUUUAAGCCCUAAGUCUUAAGAAAUUGACUAAUCACAGUCGAGUAUUCUUCUCAUACUUGAUUGUGAUUCGUCAAUUUCUUAAGGUAUAGGGCUUAAAUCACGUAUUGUAGACUGGCACUAAAGUUAACUCAACUUUGACUUUAAGGGAAUACGGCAAGCGAUCUUGAAAGAAAAUGUUGUGAAGAUUGGUUACAACCACAGACUUAUAUAUAGAAAUCUAUAGUCUAUGGUUGUAACCAAGCCAAUAGUUUUGUACGCUUUUUCUACGUUUUACAGUAUUUUCGAUGCAGGUAGAAAUAUUAUAAAUAAUGAAUAGAGAUAUACAGUUAAUAACUUUAGUGGAAAGAUUUCCACAUUUAUAUGAUAAGACAAAUAAAAAAUAUAAAGAUCGGAUGGCAAUAGAGAAUUCCUGGUCAUUUAUAAGCGGAGAAAUACAAAUACCAAUCGCUGAUUGUAUUGCUCGAUGGUCGUCGUUACGUAACAGAUUUUCCAAAGAAAGAGCUAAAAAAAUACCCUCAGGAUCAGCUACGCAAACGGAAUGGCCAUUAAUGAAACAUUUAGCAUUCUUACACUCUGUAGUGAAAAAACGACGAACAUUUGGGAAUAUUGCAAUAGAAGACGAAUCAAACUCCUCUUUGGAAUUACAGAAUUUUGAUCCUUAUGAAGAAAAUAGACUGUCCAAUGAAAAUAAUGACUCUAUGCAAUACAUCGAUUAUGAGUAUUUAGACAAUGAGACAGGUACUUGCACCGAUGAUGUACCUAGCACGGAGGAAUCUUUACAAUCUUUGUCAGAUAUUUUAAGUGAAAAUACAUUAGCGUUUGUUAGACAACAAACAAAAUCCAAAGCACUCAACACAUCUACACUACAAAAGCCAAUAACAUCGAACACAUCUACACAAAGACUCAUAUCAUUAAACCCAUCUACACAAAGACCGAUAUCGUCAAAUUCAUCUACACCAGAACGACCCAUAACACCGAACACAUCUACACCAGAACGACCCAUAACACCGAACACAUCUAUACUAAAGAGAUCAAGUCAAAAGAGAAAACAACCCUCAGACAUUGAAGAACAUUUAGGUAACGUUGUAGAUAUUUUUAAAAGUUUUGUUACUCGCAAGAAUACUACAAGCACAGAAGACGAGUCCUUAAAAUACUUUUGUGACUCCUUGUACGGAGAUUUGACAAAUCUCGAUAAA